Molecule: messenger RNA, 2778 nt
Organism: Paramuricea clavata
Lineage: Eukaryota; Metazoa; Cnidaria; Anthozoa; Malacalcyonacea; Plexauridae
Source: the annotation of a GenBank genome assembly
AUGACAGGAACAAUAUCAGAUGUGAUCUCCAGUAAUAUGAAUCGGCUACGUCAACUGUGCUUGGCCUUUUCAGGAAUUUAUGGUGAAAUCCCAUGGGAUCUCAUACUACAGUUGCAUAACCUGGAGAAAUUACAAGUUUGUUGCAUGAAUGAAACAAAAUUACACGGCACCAUUCCACAUUAUAUUGAUCGCUUGCCAAAACUACAAGUGCUGAGCGUUGGCAAUAACUAUAUUAAAGGACGCUUACCUUCGAGAAUAAGAAAUCUAACAAAAUUAUGGUUUUUGGAUUUAGAAUACGCGAAAUUCAAAUCAGGUGAAAUGGGCUAUUUUUCGAACAUGAGUCAACUUACAUACCUACAUCUGACGAAUUGUGGACUAAGGGGAACAAUACCAAAUGAUUUUGGAAAAACUAAUCCAAAUAUUUACGAGCUACGCCUGUAUGGUAAUAGAUUCGAAGGGAAAAUAAAUAACUGUUUUGAUGGUUUUCAAAAGAUAACACAACUUAUUUUAGGUUCAAAUAAGUUAAAUGGCUUGCUUCCAGCAACGCUCAACAAGCUUCAAACCCUUCAGGUUCUUGAUUUGUCAAAUAAUAACUUCACAGGUUUUGCCGCAAACUUGUCGUUUAACUCCCAGUUGCAGAUCUUAUACCUUGAUCGAAACAUCCAUUUAAAAAUCGAUGGUAACGUUCUGUUGAAAUCACUGCAGCCUUGCGUUUAUAGUUUGCGUAUGCUCGUUGCAAGCAAUUGUGGACUCAAAGGUGGACUUUCAUAUUCACUUUUUAACUUUCACCAAGUCAUGUAUAUUGAUCUCAGUUACAACAAGUUGACCGGUCGCCUUCCAAUAAAUGAAGAAUAUAAUAUGGUGUAUUUGUUUUAUCUUGCUGUUGCAUCAAAUAACUUCACUGGUGAGUUACCAAUGACCUUUUUUACUCCAUUGAAAUCUCUGAACUAUCUCGAUGUCAGACAAAACCGGUUCUUGAAAAGUAAGGGUACUUUCCCAAAUAUAAAUAUGAUUUUGACAUACAGUGUGAAGAUACAGAAAGAUACAUUUUCUUGCCCGACUGUUCGGUUUUCAAAUUCGGGAGGACAGAUAGAAAUGGACCCGGGAUAUUAUGAUCACUUAUUUUGUUCUUGUAACAAAGGUUACUACGGUUACCGCAGUUAUUGCAAGCCCUGUAUGCAAGGUGGUUCGUGCAAAGUGAAAGAGGCAACAAUCACGAAUAAAACAAAAACUUUGUUAUCGAGCAAACAAAAUGAGAUCAAGAUGAACAUGAAGAAAGGUUACUGGCCAUGCUGCGGCGAUUUUGACAAUGUAACUAAGCUGGUUAAAUGCAGCCAACAAGAAAAGUUUGAUGAUGAAAUAUGUAACCUCUCCGAAGACUGCAAAUGUUGGCUACGAUUGGUAAAUGUUCACCAUCUGAAAACGACAUGUAACUCGUCAUGUGUUUGUCGUCAUGCAAACAAGGGGAGAUUUUGCUCACAGUGUAUUAACGGUUACUACAAAAAGGGUUCUUUAUGUGUCCGCUGUCCAGAAUUCCGUAAAAAUUUUCCAAUCAUUUUAUUACUUUCUUUCUUGGCAUGCUUUGUCAUAUCUAUUACUUUGAUGAUUUGUUUAAGACGCCGCAAAAAGCGGAUGAUCAUUGUUUUGUUUGUAUUUGCAGUGGCGCUUAUAGUUUUACACGCGAAUUCCAUAAUCCCGAGCUGGUUCUUUAUGCUUAUAUUUGCAGUAUGGAUCUUAGGUCUUUCCGACGCAGGCAGUAACUUGAAAAGCUUUUGGAGCAUAGCGGUCUUCUUCUUCCAGUCGCUAGAUGCGAUGUUGUCUGAUGCCAAAAUCUGGCCAACAAAAAUAGUUCUUCUUAAAUACCAAAUAACAAACGCCUUUAAUUUUGAGUUCUCAAAACUUACUUGUAGCUUUUCUGCUGCAAAUCGUCCCGAGGUUACCUUUGCUGUCAUUUUGCUGCUGCCGAUCGCGGGGUUAUCUUUAAUAUGGUUGUUUCAUGGUUUGGCGAAGAUAUGUUGUGGUCGAAAUAGAAAUAUUUCCAGUCACCGAUACAAACGUUGGAGUCUUCGAAUACUUUUGUUCGUGUAUUUUCCUAUCACUGCAAAAACCUUUGAUGCGAUAUUUCCUUGUGAACACCGUGACGGGCUGUCUUAUUUAAAAAAUGCACCGUGGCUUGAUUGUAAUGGCAUUUCACAUAAUUGGUUGCUUAUAUUGGGUUAUCUUUCCUUGGUUGUGUUUGUUAUUGGCAUCCCUCUUUUAAUUUUUGGUCCAUUGUUGUACAGAUACUUAGACAGUGAAGGCCAAACUAUUUCCCAAGACAUUGAUAAUUGGAUGAAACCCUUGUAUGAAGAAUUUAAACCACCAUUCCGACGAUAUUUUCGGCUUGUUUUCCUCAGCCGUCGUCUUCUACUUGCCGUAUUCUUAACCAUAGUUCCAACUACCUCCUCUUACCAAAUUUUAAGCAUAACUUUGCUUCUCAUCACCUUUAUUAUCAUAACUCUAGUUUUCAGGCCGUACAAAAGAUAUUCAGAGAAGUUCGAGUUUGAAACUUUAGCCGAUGUGUUUGUAUCUGUUGUUUUACUUCUUUCCUUUGUUAGUUUAGCAUUCGUGCGACUUUCUACGAGACUUGACAACUCGCUUGUUUGGUUAAUCAUUUCUAUGAAUUUUGUCAUGGUGUUAUGUUGCUUUUUGGGAAUUGUUUUGUUGUUUUUGAUGAAUCUUUGGAAUUUAUCAAAUUUACAAGCUGAAAAUGUUCAAUGUGAACCAAUGCUACAUUAA